Molecule: messenger RNA, 1618 nt
Organism: Neogale vison (American mink)
Lineage: Eukaryota; Metazoa; Chordata; Mammalia; Carnivora; Mustelidae
Gene: EIPR1
Product: EARP complex and GARP complex interacting protein 1
Exons: 9
Coding region: 136-1299 (387 amino acids)
Biological process (GO): protein ubiquitination
Molecular function (GO): protein binding
Source: RefSeq, a predicted model, not a curated record
GUACGGCCUACGGGAGCCGAGGUGGGCCCAGAAGGCCUCCAGCUUGGGCCUCCCGGGCGGGAGGGAAUGAAUGGGAGCUGAGCCCGAGGGGCGCCCGUUCUAAGCACAGGUCUGAAGCGGGUGAGCGGCCGCAGCAUGGAGGACGACGCUCCCGUCAUCUAUGGGCUGGAGUUCCAGGCACGUGCCCUCACACCUCAGACUGCAGAAACAGAUGCCAUUCGGUUUUUGGUCGGGACGCAGUCUCUCAAAUAUGAUAAUCAGAUCCACAUCGUAGACUUCGAUGACGAGAAUAACGUUAUAAGUAAAAACGUCCUCCUCCAUCAAGUGGGUGAGAUCUGGCACAUGAGCACCAGUCCUGCCGACAAGGGUGUGCUGGCCACGUGCUACAACAAGCCUUCAGACAGCAAAGUCCUGACGUGCGCGGCCGUGUGGAGGAUGCCGCAGGAGCUGGAGCCCGGCGGCCACGAGUCCCCCGACGAUUCCACGAGCCCCACGCACACGCUGGAGCUGCUCUGUCACCUCGACGACACGUCCCACGGCAGCACGGCCUGUGUCACGUGGGAGCCCACGGGGGACGGGAAGAAGGUCAUCUCGCUUGCGGACAGCCACAUCCUGCUGUGGGACCUGCAGGAAAGCUCCAGCCAGGCCGUGCUGGCCAGCUCGGCGUCCCUGGAAGGGAAGGGACAGCUGAAGUUCACCUCCGGACGGUGGAGCCCUCACCACACCGGCACCCAGGUGGCCACCGCGAACGACACGACCAUCCGAGGCUGGGACACGCGGAGCAUGAGCCAGAUAUACUGCAUUGAGAACGCCCACGGGCAGCUGGUGCGCGACCUGGACUUCAACCCCAACAAGCAGUACUACCUAGCCAGCUGCGGGGACGACUGCAAGGUGAAGUUCUGGGACACCCGAAACGUCACUGAGCCCGUGAAGACCCUGGAGCAGCACUCCCACUGGGUGUGGAACGUCCGCUACAACCACUCCCACGACCAGCUUGUCCUCACGGGCAGCAGUGACAGCAGGGUCAUCCUGUCCAACAUGGUGUCCAUCUCAUCCGAGCCCUUCGGCCACCUGGUGGACGACGACGACCUGAGUGACCAGGAGGAGCGCCGCCCAGAGGGGAAGAGCCAGGAGCCCCCACAGGACAGCGUCAUCGCGACCUACGAGGAGCACGAGGACAGCGUGUACGCCGUGGACUGGUCCUCUGCUGACCCCUGGCUCUUUGCCUCCCUGAGUUACGACGGGAGGCUCGUCAUCAACAGGGUGCCCCGGGCGCUGAAGUAUCACAUACUGCUCUAGCGCCGCCCCGACCCUCCGCUGGCAGUCCGCGAGGGCGCAGCGGUCCUUGGGGACCAUUUCCCAGGUCGCUCCGGCGUUGCCGGUCUCUCCCGCGAGCCUUUAUAAGGAACGAGGGAGCUUCUGCCGACAGCGGCCGGUCCCACCCGACGUCUCCCCUCGCUGACGGGACCCGUCCUCACUGGGUGGGAGCCGUCCUGCCGCGGUCACUGUUUCCUCGCUCCGGGCUCUCGCAGGGUGUUGGGAGUUUCACUAAAAAAAAAUCUGUUUCCAUAGUUUUAAUUCCUCUUUCUCUUGAGAUUAAGAAUAAAAUAAAAUAAAC